AUGACUGAAGAAUGCAAAGACUCUAUAGUAUCAGCACAACAGCAAGGUAUCAGAGGAAACGACUUAGCAAAAGAUACAGAAGUAGUAGAAUCCUCCACAGUUGUUGGAGUGGCGGCUACAACUCAACAUGGAAUCGAGGUUGUAGUUGAGUUUAAGACCGUUGACCACCCCACUGAGCUUCUUGACCAUGAUCGACCCACUACCCAUUGCCUGAACCUUCAAUUCUUAAUGUGCCUCCUGUUGGUGAAUUUCUUGUCAUGA
Lactuca virosa is the source of this 261-nucleotide messenger RNA. Lineage: Eukaryota; Viridiplantae; Streptophyta; Magnoliopsida; Asterales; Asteraceae. The record is from the annotation of a GenBank genome assembly.